AUGGGUCGUGGACAGAGGGCACCGGGCAGAGGUGCUAGUCAUACUAAGGCGAGGCAGCCAGCUCUAGUUUAUGCUGUACAUCACCGAGAGGACAGAGACGUCCAAUAUGUUAUCACGGAAAACCCUACAAGUGAGGUUAUUGUAUUGAGUCCAUUAGGACAGUCAGUGAGAGUAAAUAAACUGUUUGGAAAUAUACCUUUGGAGGUUCAAAGAAUUAUCUUCUUGGCAGAUUUGAUGGAACUCUUUUUUGGAGAAUUCGACUUAAUACUGGGUAUGGACUGGCUGGUUAAACAUCAAGUGAACUUGUAUUGUGCUAUUAAAUGGAUGGUACUGAAAAUUGCGAAGGGUGAUGUGGAAAUUGUAAUUGGGGAAUGUCGAAAUUAUUUGUCAAAUGUGAUUUCUGCACUAAGGGCCGAGAAAUUAGUUCGUAAGGGUUGCGAGGCGUAUCUAGCUUACAUUGGUAUUUCAGACUCCAAGGGUUCUUCUUCUGUUACGGAUAUCAGAACAGUCAAAGACUUUCCAGAUGUUUUUCCUGAUGAGCUGCCUAGGUUACCUCCAAAUUGUGAAGUUGAGUUUAGGAUUGAGCUCCUACCUAGUACAGCUCCGCCAGAGUUUGGGAAAGAGUUCACUGUUUACAACGACGCAUCACAUGUUGGGUUAGUAUGUGUGUUGAUGCGAGAGGAUAAGAUGGUGGCAUAUGGGUCUCGCCAGCUUAAGACUCAUGAGGUUAAGGCUGAACAUCAGUUGUUUUCAAGGUUACUUCAGCCAGUUAAGAUUCCACUUUGGAAAUAG
Molecule: messenger RNA, 792 nt
Organism: Gossypium arboreum
Lineage: Eukaryota; Viridiplantae; Streptophyta; Magnoliopsida; Malvales; Malvaceae
Exons: 4
Coding region: 1-792 (263 amino acids)
Source: RefSeq, a predicted model, not a curated record